AUGGCUGCCCUUGACCCUGUCAAUCAAAGCUUCAUCGACGCCAGCUCCGGCGCUCCUCCCCUCUAUACAAAGUCCUACCAGGAGGCCCGUCAAGUUCUUGAAACCAUCCAGAAACACCAGCCUGCCUCUGAUAUUGACCAUAUCGAGAAGAAAGUGCCCUUUGGAACCGGGAACGUGACCACUAUCAUCUUCCGGCCCAAAGCGGCCAGAGGCCCCUUGCCAGUGAUUUUCUACACUCAUGGCGGCGGAUGGGUCCUGGGAAGUCCCAAUGCUCAUGGCUCCCUUAUGGAGGAUCUCGCCCGUCAAACCAAUGCGGCAGUAGUCUUCCCGUAUUACACUCCCGCCCCGGAGAAGCAGUAUCCUACACAGUUCGAGGAAUCCUACGCAGUGUCAAGUGGGCCUGUUGGCGGCCACAUGGCCAUCGCCAUGGUCCAACUCGUCCAUCAACGCCAAUUGCCCAUCCACAUCUCCCAUCUUGUCCUCUUCUACCCAGUUACCGACACUCACAAGAAGACUGAAACCUACAAGACCUUCCAGAACGGGCCCUACCUCACCGAAAAGACCAUGGACUGGAUGAUCGAUGCCUUCUUGCCCGACCCCGAGGACCGCAAGAACGCCCUCACUUCGCCUUUGAGCUUCGCUAAAGACGAGGAUCUGGCCAAGUUUCCGCCCACGACUCUCUUCGUGUCUGGUGCUGAUCCGCUGAUCGGCGAGGGUGAGGCCUUUGGGCUGCGCUUGCAAAAGGCUGGUGUCGAGACGACUGUGCUGAAGGCCGAUGGGCAGAUUCAUGACUAUGUGAUGUUGGAGCCCGUGAGGAAGUCGGCGACGGCCAAGGCUGUGGUAGAGCUGGCGGCUACAAAGAUCAAGAAUGCGAUUGCGAAGUAG
This is a messenger RNA of Aspergillus thermomutatus, 885 nucleotides long. RefSeq names its product alpha/beta hydrolase. The coding region runs from base 1 to 885 and encodes 294 amino acids. Gene Ontology annotation, molecular function: hydrolase activity. The transcript has 4 exons. The record is from RefSeq and is a predicted model, not a curated record. NCBI's taxonomy places the organism in Eukaryota, Fungi, Ascomycota, Eurotiomycetes, Eurotiales, Aspergillaceae.